GGCUGUUUGAGAUCGCAUUGUACGAUUUCAAAACCAAUAACUAUGAGUGCUGCCCGCUGGCAGCCGUCCCCAACGGCCUGCCGGUGCCGCCGGGGGUCUCCCUUGCGCCCCUGACCCCCAUGGAUCCACCCUCAUCCCCAUACACCGCCGUACCAGACAUGCCCACACCACCCGACGAGCCCCCGCCACCCAAUCAACCGCCACCGAGCCAACCUCCACCCAACCCACCACCACCUCCCAAACCACCGCCGCCAAAGGCCCCAUCUCCGAAACCUCCAUCUCCGCGUCCGCCACCCCUCCGAUCACCACCACCACCACCUCCCAGCCCUCCUCCUCCCAGCCCUCCUCCUCCCAGCCCUCCUCCUCCCAGCCCUCCUCCUCCCAGUCCUCCUCCCCCCAGCCCACCGCCUCCCAGCCCUCCUCCUCCCAGCCCUCCACCGUCCUCACCAUACCCACCUCAGCCCAGCCCUCUCAUAUCGCCACCACCGCUGGUGCCCCAAACACCACCUCUGGCACCUUCAAAUCCAGCGGCUCGUGCUCCUUUGUCCCCAGCCUCCCCCAACCUCUCCUUGCCGCCGCCUCUAUCCAUCCCCAGUCCUUCCCGUUCUCCAGGACCGCCGAGCUCGUCACCGGUGCCAGCCUUUGCAGUUCCUUCCCUCAGCGUGUCCCAGGGCUCAGCCCUCUUCAACCUCUUUUUGGCGCCGGACGAGGCGGGGCCCAGCUUCGACGCCGCCCGAGCGCGUUGUGGCCGUGGCGGCGGCACUCUCGCUUCGUUUCUAAACGAAGAAGAGUACACGGACGUGUGGACGCAGAUACUAGCGAGCCAGUUCAUG
Astrephomene gubernaculifera is the source of this 833-nucleotide messenger RNA. NCBI's taxonomy places the organism in Eukaryota, Viridiplantae, Chlorophyta, Chlorophyceae, Chlamydomonadales, Astrephomenaceae. The record is from the annotation of a GenBank genome assembly.